Molecule: messenger RNA, 2309 nt
Organism: Epinephelus lanceolatus (giant grouper)
Lineage: Eukaryota; Metazoa; Chordata; Actinopteri; Perciformes; Serranidae
Gene: mrps5
Product: mitochondrial ribosomal protein S5
Biological process (GO): translation
Cellular component (GO): ribosome
Molecular function (GO): RNA binding; structural constituent of ribosome
Source: RefSeq, a predicted model, not a curated record
GUUGUCCCCUAAAGGACCCCUCGUAAUUCCAACAUGGCGGCGUCCAUACGGUUGUGCUGUGCCCUCCGCAUCACCAUCGGAGGCACAGCACCGCUCCGUACAUUAGGGGGUGUCGUUCAGGUAUCCCAGUUGGCGAGCCGAGCCUCAGCUGUCUCUCUCCAAAGAAAUCCUGUAGUCCCCCUGCUCCCUGUGACAGCGUGGCAGCAAACCAGGCACGGCAGCUUCUUCAACAAGUUGACGGCUGAGCAGUUGUGGAAAGGCGUGUUGGCGGAGUCUGGUGCAGGAGCCAGGAAGGGCCGAGGGAAGAGAACCAAACGCAAAGUGAAGCGAGACCUGUACAAAGGACAGAUCAUUGGCGAAGGUCGUGGUGGUUUUCUGUGGCCUGGUCUGAACUCUCCGGUGGCGAAGGACGGGAAUUUGCUGAGUGUGAGACGAAGAGGCGAGAGCGAGCAGCAGGAGGUGCAAGCCGAACUAGUGCAUCAGAGGGAUGAGUGGGAUAGGAAGAGGAAGAUGAAGGUGAAGAGGGAAAGAGGAUGGACGGGAAACUCCUGGGGGGGCCUCAGCCUGGGCCCCCCUGACCCUGGACCCAACGGAGAAACCUAUCAGGACUUUGAUUCUCGUGUCAUUGAGGUGAAGAGUGUGUUCAACAUGACAGCCAAGGAGGGCAGGAAGAGGUCUGUGAGCUGUCUGGUCGCCGUGGGAAAUGGCAAUGGAGCCGCAGGCUUUGCGGUGGCUAAAGCAGCAGACAGAAACACAGCUCUGAGGAAGGCCAAGAACAGAGCGAUGCACUACCUGUACUACAUAGAACGAUACAACAACAAGACCAUUUACCAUGACAUCAACUCCAAGUUCAAGAGGACAACGCUCCGCAUAAAGAAACAAAAUGAGGGUUAUGGUCUGCAUUGCCACCGAGCGGUCAUCACUCUGUGCAAGCUGAUCGGUAUCCAGGACAUGUACUGCAAAGUAGAAGGAUCUGUCAAUCUCCUCAACAUCACCAGGGCCCUCUUUACUGGAUUAGCCAAUCAGGAAGUCCACCAGAAGCUGGCCGACAAGAAGAAGCUCCAUGUCGUUGAGUUUCAGUCGCAGCAAGGCCCGCUGCCCAUCGUGGUGGCGAGUCCCAAAGACGGGGCACAACCGGACCCGGAGCCUGAAGAUGAGAUCCCCAACACCCGUCUGCACUGGGACGACGUUCAGGCCGCACAGGGAACCAGACGCUCAAUCUGGGCGGAUGUCAAACGCACCAUCUGGUAGUGUGGGACUGGGCCGAUGAUUCAGUCUGACCACAAGACAGAUGAUGUGACUGAUGGAGGCCGCGAUUGUCAGAUGGGGGGUCUGAUUUUUGGCUCUGCCAAGAAGAGCUGAAAAUAUGUGAAGAAUAGGAUCAUUUGUUCUCAAGCAGAGUGUCAGCUUUGGUCAGUAAAUCUAAAUAUAGUGGAGUGUGAUCGUUUUGUCAACAGAGGACUGAAGUUACAGUUUGUCAAACUGAAGACAUCCCAUUUGAAAACAUAUUACUCCAGAUACACCCAGUUACAGCCAACAGUGUCACUAAACUGUUAAUGUCUUUGAUAUCGAUGUUUCCUUUGUAACUGUAAAAGAAAAUCUAUCAUCCACUUGGAAUUCUUGAAAAAUAUAUUAUGUACUAAUGCAAUAAAAUAUGCAUCUGCAUAAACAUGUGUAGGCUAAUACUCACCUCUGUGUCUCUGAAGCAUGUUGUAUCUAUAAAGUAAUGAACUCUGACAGGAGGUCUACACAUUAGAUCAUGAAAAUAAUGCAGCUUUAUUUAGCAAAUGUGACCUUUCCCUGACCAGCAACAACAACACUGUAUGGACGCAGAUCUUUGCACAUAAAGUAGGUGAUGGACUGUGUUAGAUCUCAGAGUUUUAUGGGAGUUUUGUCGAGCUAAAUGUGUCCAGUGUUAGUUGAUUAUUUGACAUAGUGGGUUAAACGUUAGCCUGGCCGUCAGCGGCUAACACUAUCUCUGGACGGUGGGGUGAGGUGAGCCCUCAUGUUCGUAGUAUUUCCAGAGUAUUUUAUUCUCAAAUGACACUGCUUGCAAAUUGUUUGUGUCAUAUCCGAGUCCUCCUUUCCUUCUGUGUUAAAAAAUGUCUUGUGACGACGCGUUUCCAAUCUCUUUCUCUUCCUGCCAAAUGCCGCUGACUGAGACCUCUGCUGACCUCACCUGGAAAGACACAUCAGCACCAUCUAGUGGACCGAGAAAGCAAUUGAUUUUUAGUAUUCUAGUAUCAAAAGUUGUAUCAAAAUGUGUAUUUGCAAAAAUGAAUGAUGAUUAAAAGUAGAUACUUGCUGUA